This is a messenger RNA of Vicia faba (fava bean), 1407 nucleotides long. NCBI's taxonomy places the organism in Eukaryota, Viridiplantae, Streptophyta, Magnoliopsida, Fabales, Fabaceae. The record is from the annotation of a GenBank genome assembly.
AUGAUGGUGUCAAGUAGCUUCUCUUUAGAAAAUGAGAAAUAUGACGACGAUGGAGUCAUCAAAAGAACUGGAACAUGGGUAACUGCAAGUGCACACAUAGUGAGUGCUGUGAUAGGAUCUGGAGUGUUGUCAUUGGCAUGGGCUAUGGCACAAUUGGGGUGGAUUGGAGGGACUGUCUCUCUCAUUGUGUUUUCACUCAUCACUCUCCUCACUUCUUGUCUCACAACUGAUUGCUACAGGUAUCCUGAUCCUGUUCAUGGCAUCAGAAAUCCUACCUACAAAAUAAUGGUAAAAAAUAUUUUAGGGGGACUUCAAUAUAAGCUUUGUGCAUUGGCUCAGUACACAAAUCUUGUGUGUGUUACCAUUGCCUUCACUCUCACAGGAUCCAUUAGCAUGGAGGCCAUAAUAAAAUCAAAUUGUUUUCAUAAGCAUGGCCAUGAAGCAGACUGCACUACAGUUACCUAUCAAUUUAUAGCCAUCUUUGGGCUCUUUCAGAUUAUACUAAGUCAAAUCCCUAAUUUCCAUGAACUUUCAUGGCUCUCUGUUGUUGCUUCUGUCAUGUCUUUUAGUUAUGCUUCCAUUGGUAUUGGUCUCUCCAUAGCAAAAAUUGCAGUCGGAGGAAACCAUGUUAAGACAGGCCUUACCGGGCUCGUUGUUGGAGUCGAUGUGACAAGUUCAGAGAAGAUAUGGAAUACCUUUCAAGCACUUGGAAACAUAGCUUCUGCAUAUGCUUUCAGUAUGGUCAUUGUUGAGAUAGAGGACACAUUAAAAUCAAGUCCACCAGAAAAUAAAGUCAUGAAGAAAUCAAACGUUGUUGGAGUUUUAAUCACCACAUUCUUUUAUGCAUUAUGUGGUCUUCUAGGUUAUGCAGCAUUUGGGAAUAAUGCACCAGGAAACUUUUUAACUGGAUUUGGAUUUUAUGAACCAUUUUGGCUAGUUGACGUUGCUAAUAUUUUCAUUAUUGUUCAUCUGGUUGGAGCUUAUCAGUUAUUUUCACAAACAAUAUAUUCUGCUGUGGAAAGUUGGAGUAGUAAGCGUUGGCCACAAAGCAAAUUGAUAACAAAAGAAUAUCCUGUGAGAAUUGUAUUGGUUGGGACUUGGAGAAUGAACGUGUUCAAGUUAAUAUGGAGGACAGUAUAUGUGAUAAUCAUAACAUUGAUUGCUAUCAUAUUUCCAUUCUUCAACAACGUUACGGGUUUGAUGGGAGCUUUAUCGUUCUUUCCAUUGACAGUGUAUUUUCCAAUAGAGAUGUACUUAAAACGAGCAAAAGUGCCUAAGUAUUCUCUUAUAUGGAUUGCAAUGAAAGUGCUAAGUGGGUUUUGUUUGAUUGUCAGUCUUGUUGCUGCAGUUGGAUCGGUUGAAGGAAUUAUCUCAAACCUUCAGACAUAUAAGCCCUUCAAGUCUUAA